Messenger RNA from Cataglyphis hispanica, 2049 nucleotides. RefSeq names its product leucine-rich repeat-containing protein 15-like. The transcript is spliced from 8 exons. The coding region runs from base 2 to 1759 and encodes 585 amino acids. The record is from RefSeq and is a predicted model, not a curated record. Gene Ontology annotation, molecular function: protein binding. Lineage: Eukaryota; Metazoa; Arthropoda; Insecta; Hymenoptera; Formicidae.
AAUGAGGAUGCGACCGCGAGCGAUGAAGAAUGACGGCCGGCCGCGCGUCCUCAGUCCGGUGCACUUUGUCCCACCUACAAUGUGUCAUCAUCUGGUCCGGGUGACGCGCGACAUGACCGACUUAUCUUCAAAACUUUACUGCGUAAUUGUUCUCUUCUCGUUAUGCGAGACGAGAACGUACCCUCUAGUCUCGUACACCUGCACGACCGCAAGCACGCGGACACCAACAGAUACGGAACGUUCACCGACGUCGGAAUCAGUGUCGAUCUUCGAAGAGAUGGAGAAUCGAUUGUCGAGCCUCGAAAGGAGACUACGAGCGGUCGAACAGCCGGUUUGGCAGAUCAGCUCGAGGGAAGAGGAUUGGGAGAUUUGUGCCGAGGGACCGUGCAAAUGCAUACCAGAAAUGAAAUCGGUGUCUUGUUGGAGAUACGAUCUGCUGGAUCUACCUCCGAUGCAACUGGUCCCCGCCGAUGUAUUAAAACUGGAUCUCGGGAAUAACCGGCUUAAUGCUCUACAUAGAGACACAUUUAGAAACAUGACGCGGCUGCACCAUUUAGAUCUGAGCAGCAACCUUAUCGAGCAUUUAGCAUCGAAUUUGUUCCUGCCGCUGCACGGCGUUGCAAAUGUCAGGCUUAGUAACAAUCUAUUGAAGGAGAUGCAACGAAAUCAAUUCUUUGGAUUAAGAAAUCUUCGAAUACUCGAUCUGUCAUCAAACAAACUUCGUACUUUGCCGGAAGAUCUUUUUUUGAGCAACAGACUUUUGGCUUUAUUGGAUCUUUCGUCGAAUCGCAUCUCGUCGUUAUCUCCCGAUACGUUUCGUGGUCUUGGGAAUCUCGAGGAAUUGUUGCUCGGUAAAAACCGGUUAACCGGAUUACCCGUUCCAAUUUUCCGAGAUACGAUUAAUCUCAGACGCCUCGCACUCGAAGAAAAUCGUUUGAAAGAACUGCCUAACAGUAUAUUAAAAGAUCUAACUUCUCUCAAAGAGUUAGACAUGAGAGAUAAUCGAUUGACAGAAAUAUCUAAGGGGUUGUUUUCGACUCUUGUACAGCUAGAACUUCUGGAAAUAUCGAGCAAUAGAAUAUCCCAUAUUGAUACAAGAGCCUUUCUCAGCAUGACAGCUCUUCGAGAACUCCGACUAGGACAUAAUCAUAUAAAACACUUGCCACCUGGAUUAUUCAAUAAUUCUAUGUCUUUGGAACGUCUUAUUCUCUAUGGCAAUCGUAUAGAAAUCUUAAUCAGAGGUGUCUUUCGCGGAUUAUCCAACGUCACAUCUCUUUUCUUGCAAUCUAAUCGAUUAAGAUUAGUGCAAUCAGGAGUUUUCGAAGAUACGCCGAGAUUGCAGAAACUACAAUUGGAGUCAAAUGACAUCUCUUUUUUGCCAGCUGGCAGUUUGGACGCCAUAUCGAUGAUUCAGCAGAUACGUCUAAGUCGAAAUCCUUGGCAUUGCGACUGCCGUGCCUCUUAUAUCGCCUCUUGGCUACGCAGAAGAUUUGCCAGAUUCGCGAAUCUAACCAAUCCGUUGCAGAUACAACAAGCUUUGAUCUUGACAGGCAAUUGGAGUAUCUGGGAAUUUGGAGCUGGUGCAACUUGUAGAGGCCCUGGUAUUCUAGGUGAUCAGUCGCUGCUGCGUUUGACCUUUCACGAGCUCUGUGAGGGUCAAUGGGCUUCUAUGAAGGGGAUCAUACCUCGGUUACCUCUCGAUGCUAUAAUGCCAUCCGUUACGCCGCGUGAAAUCAGAAAAAACACAGUUUUAACAUGAUCUUGGUAUAAAUUGAUUAAAUACUAUAUUUCUGGAGAAUUAUUUUUAUUUUACGGUGAUGCAAUAAUCUUAAUAUAAAAUGUAAACAAAUAUAAAAACUCAUUUCUAAACUUUUGCGCAAUUGACAUUACAUUUAUAGUUUUAUAUAUUAAAUAGACACAUGGCAAGAUAAUUUAAAAGUAAUUAUUAUAGAUUGAGAUUAUGGCUGGAGGAAUAAAUAUAAACAAUAAAGAGUUGAGUAUAAAAAAUAUGUUUAUUAUAACAAAACUAGAAUAAAAGAUUUCAACUAA